AUGGCGGAACAACAGCAAGAGGCGCAUUCGCUGUCCUCCAUGUUCCCUAAUCCGCCUCCCUUCUGGCAAGAGUUCACAACAGAUAAAAUCGCCCGGGUUCAAGAGUUGAGGACAUCACAUAUCGCCGAACAUGGUGGUGAGCCUUUGACAGUUCGCGUGCCUGACGUCCCUACGGACCUGGUCAAUCUCCAACCUCCAGCUGAGCCUGCUGAUGGGCGCUGGCGUGUUUUCGGUGACCAGUAUAUGCUGGAUGAUAAACUCCCCACUCUUGAGGAUCAGGGCAUCACCAAUCUUCCUUCAUCAUCACAGUCCGAAUCCAAAAAAGAUGCCAAACGCUUUGACCGCGCUUUUGAGCUCAAGCGCCUAGCAAAAUCUCUUCUCCUCAACUUCCUGGAGCUCUCUGGGAUACUAUCACACAAUCCAUCACAGGCUGAGGCCAAAGUCCAAGACCUGCGUACCCUCUUCAUCAACUUCCACCACAUUCUCAACGAGUACCGGCCACACCAAGCGCGAGAGUCGGUCAUCGCGCUCAUGCAGGAGCACCUGGACAGGACGCGGACGGAAACUAUGGCCAUCCGGACGCAGGUCGACAAGGCGCGUCGCGUGCUUGAUGGCUUGGGCAGUUUAAGCGUGCCCGAUGUGCCCAAGGCGUUGGGGCAACACACUGGGGAGGAAGAUUGGGAGACGUUGGCCAAACAAAGAGAGGCUGACGUGUGGGCUGCUACGGAUGCAUUGUUCACUUGA
Messenger RNA from Fusarium sp. VM40, 744 nucleotides. NCBI's taxonomy places the organism in Eukaryota, Fungi, Ascomycota, Sordariomycetes, Hypocreales, Nectriaceae. The record is from the annotation of a GenBank genome assembly.